Molecule: messenger RNA, 10411 nt
Organism: Bicyclus anynana (squinting bush brown)
Lineage: Eukaryota; Metazoa; Arthropoda; Insecta; Lepidoptera; Nymphalidae
Product: SH3 domain-binding protein 5-like
Exons: 9
Coding region: 176-1582 (468 amino acids)
Biological process (GO): intracellular signal transduction; negative regulation of protein tyrosine kinase activity
Cellular component (GO): cytoplasm
Molecular function (GO): protein kinase inhibitor activity
Source: RefSeq, a predicted model, not a curated record
UUUGGCUCGGCGAGUUGAUUGAAAGCUUCGUGUAAUUAUUUUUUUAUCAAUAUCUAAUAAAAUUCGCAUUUUGGCGAUGGCGAUACGGUGUGUAGUUAAACAAAGCAAUAAAACGUAAAUUUUAGCUUUACUUUGAAUGUAAGUUGAGUUAAAAUGUGUUCCAUUUGAGAGGAUCAUGAGCGAAAGCGUAGCAGAAUGUACCGAAAAACUAGAUCCCAGGGUCCAGAUCGAGUUGGAACGCCUAAACACAGCUACAGAUGAGAUCAACCGCCUUGAAGUAGAACUGGAUGAAGCCAGGCUCGCUUUCCGCAGACUCCUGGCAGAAGGGCAUCUGAGAAUACAGCAGCUCACUAAGAAACUUGGCACCAGUGUUCACAAAGCAAGGCCUUAUUAUGAAGCACGAUUUAGAGCUAAUAUUACAUCACAAGAACUGCAGGCAGCUAACCUUGCUUACGACAAAGCGAACAGCGCGCACGCAGCCGCCCGGGAGAUGGUGUACCUGGCUGAGCAGGGCCUGGCCAGACUGGCCGAGGGCUCCGGCGGCCUCACACUGGACCCCGCUUGGCAGGAGAUGCUCAACCAUGCCACACAUCGCGUCAACCAGGCGGAGUCGGAUCGCGCGGCGGCGACGGUGACGCAGCGCACGAAGGCGGCGGCGCACCGCGCGGCCUCCGCGCUCGUGCAGCAGCUGCAGAACGGGCUCAAGCGACACAUCGCCAAGUCGCGGCCAUACUUCGAGGAGAAGGCUAGAAUAAACUCCGCGCUGGAGGGUCAGAAGGCUCGCAUACAGACCCUGGAGGUGCAAGUGUCAGACGCUAAACAGAAGUACUCCUCAGCUUUGAGGAACUUAGAGAGGAUAUCUGACGAAAUCCAUCGACACCGGUCCAGGAGACAGUCCACCAGGAAUGACGUGGACCGCUCCACGAUCACGGACACGGCGAGCGAGUCGAACGCCAGCGAGACGCUCGAGGAGUUGUGCGCGCACGACAGCGACGAGCACGUCCGCGAGUGGCUGCGGCGCGCCGACCGCAGCGACCCCGACACGUGGACCGAGAUCGACCUGGACUACUCCAGCCCUGAGGAGAUCAGUUUCGAGAAGUGCUCGCUCCGGCCGCGCUCGACCCCCGAGAAGUCGUCGCCGCCCAGUCCGAUGGAGACCAAGGUGUCUGCGGCUUCUCCCCGGCGCAUCAUCAGGACAGCGGACCGCAGCGCCGCGCUACGCGCUGAGCUGGAGCGGGGCCGGCGGCAGAGUCUCGACACGCUGUUCCACGACACGGGGGAAAAGGUCAAGGAGAUGUUCCAAGGUCUGUCGCUGUUCGGCGAGCGACGCGGCUCGGGCUCGGCGCCGCGCACGCCGCGCCGCUCGUCGCCGCGCGCGCGCCGCUCGCCCGCGCCCGACGGCGCCUCGUCCACGUCCGACGAGCGCUACUCCGACACCGACAGUCUCACCAGUAUGGAAAUGUUGAGCGACGACCAAAUAGCGUCGCUGAUGCUCGACGCGCAGCUGGAGGCGGUGUGCGAGCGGCUCGCCGGCGUCGCCAGGAUGCCGCGCUCGCCGCAGUCGCCCGAAGCCAGAUAUUGAACCUUAACUACUCAUUAAUAAGGUACAAUUUUUUAUGACGUCGUUCCAAAGAAGCGGUACAAUGUCUAUUGAAAUAUAUUGAACCUUAACCACUUACCUUAAGACGUCGUUUCAAGAUCACGGGUACAAUGUCUAUUGAAAUACCAGAUUUUGAACCUUAACUACCCUCUAUUAAGGUACAAUUUUGUAUGACGUCGUUUCAAGGAAGCGGUACAAUGUCUAUUGAAAGAUAUUGAACCUUAACCACUCUCACUUAAAGUACAAUUUCUUUUACGAGGUUGUUUCAAGGUCACGGUACAAAGACCAUAUUUUGAACCUUAACUACUCUCGUUUAAGGUACAAUUUUGUAUGACGUCGUUCUAAACCAGCGGAAUGUCUAUUGAAAUACAUAUAUUGAACCUUAAUCGCUCUUAGUUAAAGUACAAUUUUGUAUGACAUCAUUUCAAGGUCACGGUCUAUUGAAAUUGACUAUAAAAUAACUGAGUACGUCACAGUCAAUUGAGGAGCUGACAAAUUACAUUUAUCAAAUGCAAUACUUCAUUUCAUAAAAGAAUAGAGGUACGAAUGUCUAUUAUAAAACGAAACAAAACGUUCGGACAUUUUUCUCUAAUAUUGUCGAUAGAAGCACAAUUAUCCGCCCACUUUAAUAUGACGCGAGUAUAUUAAAGUGGGCGGAUAAUUGUGCCUCUGAGUAUAUUAUCGACAUAAGCGCUGUACUGCGCGUUGCCAUAGGAUUAAUAAGGAAGAGAGAGCACCAUUCACUUCACUCUAUAAGUUUAAUACUUUAAAAUUUAUUGAGGUAGGAUAUGCAGGGAAAUUCUAUCUAUAAAUAUUAUCUUUCCUUACAAACAUUAUUUACAAGAAACACAUCACAAGACCGCAUUCCAAGUUUCUCUGUUCCUUAGGUAAUGAAACAGAAUAAAGUAACAAUGUAUGAAAUGUUAAAAUCUGGUGAACCUGUUAACCUGAAAUGAUUGUGGGAUAUUUUCAUCGUCUAUCCUCUACAUUAUUUAUUCACAUGAAUAAAUAAUGUAGAGGAUAGACGACAAAGGAACAGAGAGAGUAGGAGGUAGAGAAGUUACCCCCCGCACCUGCCUCUGUCGCCUGCCUUAAGUACACAGUUUAUAGUUUGCAAAGUUCAUCAAAAAGUAUUAGGUUACGACCACACUACUGUAAAAUCUAGUGAUACAGGCAAAAACACUGAUUAUUAUUAAUUCGGUAAAUAGAUGAUGUAAGGUAAAUUAGUGUGGCCGUAGCAUUAGAAAAUGAGAUUUUCCGUUAAGUAUAGUAGCACUGCCAUAAAUAAUUUAUGCCUUCAUGAUAUUUUGUAGUCGACUACAAAUUGUUGGUCCUCCGAACGGGAUAUUUCCAUUAAAUGAACAUGGCCCCAGGGUCACUUUUGCAAUAAUAAAUAUAAGAUAUUUUUAAUAGGUAUAAUUAUCAUCUUGUAAUAAAUAAGUAUAUUUAGAAUCACAAUAACUUGCCAUAGCUCACUUGCCAUAGUAUUGCCAAGUAGUUCGGUAACAUUCACACUAAAAUUAUAUGACAAAGUAAAAAUCAACAAUUAUUAAUAAUAUUUAAGCACGAAAUGAUGACAUUUAAGUGUAGACUUUUUUAUAUAAUUUAAUAAAGUUCCUUAGGCAAAAAUAAGAUAAAAAUUAUUAGAACAGAAAUUAAUUUUAAUAAAAAAAAAACGAUAAAUUUGUUCAUUAAAACGGUCCGAAAAGAAAUCCUCACCAUAUUUUUACACAUACAGAUAAAUAAGAUUAUUUGUUCUUUUCACUCGUUUUGAUAAUGAAAGGUGCAAAUUAACAAGUAGAUAAAUUACGUGUAAUUGAAAGGAAUUGAGUGCUUAUAUCAAUUAUUAUAAAGUACACAUUAGCUUAUACACUCUAGCUUAGAAAUCACUUGCAAUAAAAUGAUAAUAAAUUUGUGUGUCCUGUGUUGUAGUGUUGCUUAAGGGUAAUAGCACACAUAUCAACUCGGAAAGGAAUCGUCACUGUAUCGUUACGGUUUGUGAGGCGAGGCGAUGACAGUACGAUUCCGAUUAGUGUUUUAUUAUAGUAAGGAGUUUCAUUAAAUAUUACUGGACAACUCAAGUUGAUACGAUGGCGAUGCCCGGCCGAGUUGAUAUGUUUGCUAAUAAUAAUGCUCGUUUUAGGGUUUAUUUACACGAACAGCACAUUGCCAAUGGCAGCUGGCAACUGCAAGUUGACUGCAGCCAAGACGUAGCCGACUGCAGUCGUUUGUAGCAGUUUUUGCUAGUGAAAAUGAACCCUUAGGGUCAAUUGGCCUAUUUGUAUGUAAGACUUCUGUUUAUAGUUUUAGGACAGUCUUUAAGGAGAACAUAUUUAGAUGCGCCUUAGGCCUUAAUCACUUAUGUGUUCAACAGUUGAUAUAUAUAAUAUAAUAAUAUCACUGUAUGAUUGUGAACAUCACUGGUUUAUAAACUGAUUGAAAAAUGUGUCAACAAACCCUUUACAUAUAUUCGAGAGUUUAUGAAGAACAAACUAACCUCAAUUAAACCUAAUAGCAGAGUAAGAACUAAUAUCCAUACUUUUUCGUUAAUUUAUAAACCAAUGAUGUGUGAAUUGUUGACUUUGUACUGCAAAGUAUUCUAUAUUUGACUAGCAAAAGUAUAAUAAUUUUGUUUACUAUUUUCACAAGAAAACAAAAUUUAGUUCCCAAAAUUUUCGCAAUAGUGCCUAUGGAAAGAAAUGGGAAUAUAUAUUGUGAUUUUUGUUAGUAUAAUUAAUAUUUAAAAAUUAAUAUCAUCGAGGCGACAUAUUUUCUGUUGAAGCAGUAGCAUUUUUUUGAUAUUGGCCUCGUUAAGGCCGUAUCUUACAGACGAUUUUAUAGCUUAGCAACUUCGUUCAUAACACUCCCGCGGGCCGAGGGGCGUGUAGCGAUGAACGAAAAAUCCACGACUGAUCCACGUUACUUCCCCGCAUGCACGAUUUCACACCCGCGCAGUCUUUCCCCCUGUCGCCCGCAUAUCAUGGGAGUGUUAUCAACGAACUUGCCAGACUAUAGGUACUCAAUAUUCUCAUAAUUUGUCACAUUCUAUAUAUGUAUUUAUGAGUGAGUCCUCACCUGCGCACUACAGGGAUGUGGGGUAAGACGACAUAAGGGAGAGAGGAGAUGGUGGGGGGCAGCACGCCUGGCAAUUAAUUGAUGUAGAAUGCGCUUGCCGCCCGCUCCUCGCUCAUGACGUCAGAGGGGUGUGACAUCAUACCCCUCAUCCCUCUGCCGCGCAAGCAGUGAGCAAGGACUGAGUUUUGCCGUUUGCCUAUAGCUAAAUAAAUCUUUUUUGGUAUGGCUUGGGCAAAUAUGAAUAAUACAUAGUUUUCGAUGCAUUUUUUGUUAGACACGCGUAUUUUUUACCAGUAUUAGUAUAGUAUUACUAGGUUUAUUUUCUACAUUUUAAGUAUUUAUUAAUUUCAAUUACAAAGGACCUCGCAGAAAAUUUUUAUUGAUUUAUUUUAUCAAACCAAAUGAUUAUUAUCUCUUUAUUUAAGUAUAUUUUGCACGUUAAAAUAAGACCCAUUAUUUUUUCAUUUAACUUUUUCUCAAAUUGUAAAAAGUAUAAAUAUAUAUAAGUAUAUUAUACGUACCGACUGGAGAUAUGAAGAUACGAUUCAAGUAAUAUUUAUUUUAUGUAAGUUUUUAGAUUCCUCGUUUCCGUUGAACUGUUUGUGAAAUUAGGUUACUUGUCUUCCAAAAAUAUAAAUUUAUCCUCGUUAAAUAUCGAAAAAGGUGUUUUCAAAUGUCUUAUCUAUAAUGUAUAUGGAUAUGGCUGAUAGACUACAAAGCAAAAAUAUGGCUGUAAAAUUCAUUACUUAUUUGGUAGAAUGUAUGAAUAUGUUAAUCCAAAAAAUAUAUAUUUUUUAACAGCUGCCUUUUAAUUUAAAAGCGGCGGUGUAUCUAUUUUUUUUUAAACUUAUCAACUUAAUACAUUCACAUAAAUGUGCUUGUGUGAAACACAAUGCUUGAAUGGAAAUGAAGAUGUGAUUUUAAAUAUUUUUUUGUACAUCCCGUUCUUCGCUUCAUAAACACUACAGUUCAUUUCAUGUAGGAUGGUGCGGGUGACAGUUCGUUUCACUCUUGAAAGUUUGCCGCUAUUCACAAACGCAACAUUUUACAUUUUACGCAAGCACUGUGUUAACUUGGCAGAUAAAAAAAAUAGAUAUAGCCUAUAUUUUCCGGAAAGUCCGUUUGACGUUGAAUGUAGUUGUAAGAGGACAUACCAAGCGCGUUUGUGUGUGUUGUGUGUACUCAAGGUUUGUUUCGUCUAAACACGCCUUCAGUUUUACUCACAAACACACUCAACUGUUUACUGUAAAACGCUUGCUUGUUAACCUUACCACUAAAAUGUUUUUCAGAUAGCAUGGUGACAGUUGCCUUAUGACGUUCAUAAUACGUACUAUUAUCGUAAAUCGCGGCAAACUUUCAAGAGUGGAACGAACUGUCAUCGCACCCAUGCUAUGUGAAAAAUACUAUACAUCUAAAAAUAUACUUCCAAAAGUACCUGUACAUAUGUAUUAACUUUCAGACUAUGUAAUUUAACACAAAACUAUUAAACUAUCUUUAUCAACAUUUUAUUUUUGCACAUUACAUAAUAAAUUGAAUUUUCUCGUAUAAUAAAAUAUGAAUAUGAUAGUGGCGGUUAUCUAAUUAUACGUGAUAGGUAUGUAUGAGUUGUACGAUUUAAAUAAAUUAAUAAAUAGAUGAUAGAAUAAAGCAAAGAAGCUGGAAUAAAUUCCGAGAGAAUUCCUACAAUGUUAAGAGAAAUUAAAAAAAAUUAUAUUUUAGGCGUGGCGCUAUGCGUGAUUGAUAAUCUUAUUUUCUGCACUUUUAUUCACCGUUUAUCAUUAUCAAUCCAUAUUCGGCUCACUGCUGAGCUCGAGUCUUUAAAUGAAAAGGGUUAGGCCGAGAGUCCACCGUGCUGGCCCAAUGCGUAUUGGCACACACACGCAGAGAAUUAAGAAAAAUCUCUGGUAUGCAGAUUUCCUCACGAUGAUUUUUUCCUUCACUGAUUGAGACACAGUUAUUUUUAUUAAUAUUAAAUAAAUAAUAAUAUUAAAUACGGUAGAUUUCAAAAUUUAAAUUGACAAUUUCAAUUUUGAAAUCUACACACACACAGAAAAAUCUCCUUAGUGGCUUCUCCAUUUAUGUGACAUUGGUGAGACAAACUGUGCCCAGUCACAAAUUAAAGACAUAAAGAAGAAUUGUAUUGAAUUUUCUUUUUAUAUUUACCACAGUUGUCUAUGGCAGGUCAACUAGUGAAUAGCAAUAAUUGCUGAUAGAUAAAUCGUCUUCGUUGCUUUAUUCUGUUUGGAUAAGCAUAAUCAAUAGCUGUAACAAUAAAUCAAUUGUUAUUUAGUAAAGUAAUAAGUAGAACACUAGUUUGUAAGGAUUUAAUACGCUUCGAGUUGCGCUCGCACAAAUGUUUUGUGAUGCAAACGUAAUGUUUGAUGUAAGGUCCCGACUUAUAACGACCAUCGUUGUGUUUUUCUCAAUUAUUAACAUAUCUAAAUGUGAAUAGUUGAGAAAAACUCAACAAAAAUUGAAGGAAUAUUAGCAGAAUACAAGCUUAUAAUUAUUAUUAUCUGUGAAUGGUCGAUAAGCAACUGUGUAAACAGUUCGUACUGUGUAAACUAAACUACUACAUCCUUAUUAAUUGAUUAUAUUAAUUGACUAACAUUCACGUGAAGAAGGAUGUAGUAGUUUAAAUUUUAAAAUACUACAUCCUUCUUGCAGAAAUAAAAAAACCAAAUACAAUUUCAUUUAAACAUAUGUAUAUAUUUAAAUAUUUCAAUUACGAAAAAAAUAAAGAAUAAAUUAAGCAAGCGGUGGGAACUUUUCAUAAGUAAUAACUUCUUAACAUUGUCAAAUUUAAUAAAAUAUUAUAUUAACUACUAUUUAUUUUUGGUCAACUUAUAAAUUAAACACAAUGGUUGUUAGCUGGUCGGGAUUUUGUAUAAGAAUAUCCAUUUGAUAGUAAUAAAUAAUAAUUAGGUACGUUAUAUUGAAUUCAUGAAAAUUAUUGAACGAAAAAUUAAUAAUAAUCUACUUCUAUAGUUUUAUUAAAUUAGUCUAAAUAGAUUUAAUUAGUCCAUGACAACAUGAUAUCGCAUUAUUUAUCGAUUAUUUCUACAUGACAAGUCUUUUGAAAGGUAUAUUUAUUUGGUCGAUAUAUUUUUUUACAAUUUAAUUUAUACUGUAACUGUCCGAUUUAAAAUAAGGGUCAUGGCACACAUAUCAAUCCAGAAAGGAAUCGUCACCGUAUCGCCACGGGACAAGCUCACGAAUCGCGACGAUACGGUGACAAUUCCAUCCCGAAUUGAUAUAUGUGCUAUUACCCUAAAUCAGCAAAAAUAUAACUAGAUAAAAAGGGAAAUAAGUAACUAACAUGAAAAGUAAUUUUUUAUCAAAUAUAGAAAAAAUGUACUUUUUGAACAGUUGGCAGUUUUUUUUUAAUCAUGAGCACCUUGAGAGAUGUAUGUAUAUAGUUUGAUGCUUUUUGUAACAUGCAAUACAGUAGAUAAGUUAAACAUAUCCAAUAUAUUUAAAUAGAUCUAUUAAUUGCAGAAUCUCAACAUUUUUAUAUGAUUAAUUUUUUGAUAAUUAAUUCAGACCUUAUUUUAAAUAAUAUUAAAUUUAAGUUUUAAUAAUACUCAGUAUUAUAAUUUAUUUUCUAAUUAGUUUUUGUGUAUAUGUAUUUUGACUGUAUUCGGAAAAAAGAAAACUUUUUAAAUGCUUACUUUAAUUAGGCACUAUUUCCUAGAGUUUUCAUUGUAUUUAUAAAAUAUUACUGUGGUACAAUAAUAUUUUAUAAAUUUAUGGGUUUACUAUAAAAAAAACUAUAAAUAAACAAGUAAAUUGACAUAAUAUGUGACUUCUAUGUUAACGGAAUUUUUUCGUUACUACAUGUUUGUUGUAACAAAAAGUUUGCUCUAACAUUUAUAUCGUCGCUACAUUAUCAAGAAUUUAACUAAAUAUAAUAAAUUAAAUUAAAUUCUGUAAAAUCACAAAUAAUGUUUUUUGUUUAUGAUGAAUUAGUUUUUUUUUUGUUUUGUGUACAACCAAUGCUUUCAGAUUGCGUUCAAUCAAGUUGCGUGCAUUUUAUAUAGGCUAUAAACUGUAUACCCUAAAGAUAUCUUCCCAGUUAUUAUAAUCAUGAGCCGUGAUAGCCCAGUGGACAUGACCUCUGCUUCCGAUUCCGGAGGGGGUGGGUUCGAAUCCGGUCCGGGGCAUACACCACCAACUUUUCAGUUAUGUGCAUUUUAAGAAAUUAAAAAAACGUGUCUCAAACGGUGAAGGAAAACAUCGUGAGGAAACCUGCAUACCAGAGACUUUUCUUAAUUCUCUACGUGUAUGAAGUCUGCCAAUCCGCAUUGGGUCAGCUUGGUGGACUAUUUUCCUAACCCCUCUCAUUCUUGGAGGAGACUCGAGCUCAGCAGUGAGCCGAAAAUGGGUUGAUAAUGAUGAUGAACCCUGGACACAAUCUUCAACGCAACUUGAACGCAUGGGUUAUUAAUUGUCAUGUUUAAAAAUACAGUCAAAAUUAAUUUGUGUGUCUAAUUUUUAAUUAUAAUAAGAGAUACGCGAAAAAUAGCUUUAAAACGUUAUUUAUUUGAGCGUUGUGAUAUUAUCUGUACAAACGUUUAGCCAUAACAGAGUUGUCGAGCUGGUGGUAACCGUGCCAACUUCACAGGGGACAGACAGACAGAGGGGACGAAAGAGUUGGUUCAUGAAUUAAAUGAUAUGAUGAUAAAUGUACAAUAGGCCAGUUGAUACUUUUUUUUAAAUGGUCUUAAAUUGAUCAUUAUCAUUCUAUAAGAUAGAAAAAAAUAUAUAUAUUUGAGACGUGUUUAAAUGAACAUUUUAAUUUUUAAAUAUUUAUUUGACAGUACGAACCAAAACACUGGUGGUGGUUUAUUUAACUGCUUCAUGACGUAACGUAUACUAAUCCUUUACCAAAUGGAGCGAUUGAAAAAAUAUUAAUAAUUAGUUUGACGUUUAUUCAUGAAGUAACGUUGUGACGUCACAAAAUGGACGACAGCGUUUUUGACGUUUGGAAAAUUUAAAAAUACAUGAUUUUCAAAUUAAGUUUUAUAAGAAAUCCUUAACUUUUAUUAAUUGAUAUCGAGAUAUUUCGAAACCUUAUUACAUACACGAAAUGAAUAUUGUUUAUAUUAAAUCUGUUAAGAGUCAAUUUACCCUAUGACCUGCUCUUGUUCCUCCCCUCUGUCGUCAUACCCCGCACCUUGGACUGCGCAAGGACUCUAGUUCUAGUUUGUCUAUGGCCACUCGCACUACAGGAAGAAAAUUUUUUUAGUGCGGAUAUUUUUAUAUUUUGUACAUAAACAAAAUUUAAUGAUCACGUAUUUUUUCUUUUUUUUUUUAACUCAAAAAUAACAAAAUUAUCGUUAGCUAAAAUUAUUUACUUUUGAACAGAAUUUUAGGGUCACCCUAUUGUGCGUUUAUUUUAUUUUCGUUUGAUACCUAAAGGACGUCACCAGAUCACUUUUAAGCUGAAUAUAUCUUGUUUAGUAAUAAUAUGUACAUUAUUUUGUUAUUUUAGAGACAUAAAUUAAAAAAAAAAAUUACAUAAAAUGUAUCGAACUGUUUGCAGAUUUAUAUUCUAUUAAUGAUACAGAACCACGAAAAAAAAUAUCCGCACUAAAGACCGAAUCACCCUGUAUGUUCAGACCGGUGUUAUAAUUUGGCUUGACUGCUACAAAUUGGCGCGUUUAUUACCAGCGUACCCAAUGUACAUAUUGUGUUGAAUGACUUGCCUUCAGAUGAAUAAAGUAGUUAUAAACA